AUGGCGUCAAGCGGUAACCCCGGCGCCGGUCACGAAUAUCCUGCUGUCGAAGUCUCAUGGUUACAACGCGAUGUUCUCCUGUUUGCCGUCUCGAUUGGUGCGACAGUUGACGAGCUCAAUUACAUUUACGAACUUCAUCCCAAAUUCGCAGCAUUCCCAACCUACCCCAUAAUCCUCCCAUUCAAGAAGACCUCGGCGGAGGUUGUCGACUUCUAUGCGGCUAAUUCCUCAGGCCGGGACGAGAUCCCCGGCGUCCCGAAGCUCGAUAGCAAACGCGUUGUCGACGGAGAGCGUAUCAUGACCUUUUUCAAGCCCAUCCCGACAACUUCCGCUGGCCGACGCUUCGAAUCACGAUCCAAGAUCUUGGGUGUUUGGGACAAGGGAAAGCCGGGAACCGUGCUGGAGACGCAGACGGAUCUGGUGGACGCGGAGUCGGGCGAAAUAUACACACGAGUCAUCGGCUCGGGCUUCUUCAUCGGCCAGGGCGGUUGGGGUGGUCCCAAGGGACCUAAGAAUGCUGCAUACCCUCCUCCUGAAGGCGUCAAGCCAGAUGUCACACACGAACAUGUCACAACUGCGGAGACGGCGCAUCUGUAUCGACUGAAUGGCGACUACAACCCUUUGCACGCGACUCCUGAGCCUGGCAAGGCCAUGGGCUUCGGAGGUGCCAUCAUGCACGGACUCUACUCAUGGAACAGUACCGCGCACAAUCUCGUCCGCCUGCUCGGCGGCGGUGACCCAAGCAGUAUCCGCGAAUUCGGCGCCCGGUUUGCCUCGCCCGUCAAGUCCGGUGACACCCUUGUCACACAGGCCUGGCGCAUGCCCAACACUCAGGAUGCUGAAGGGUUUGAGGAGAUUCGAUUCAUCACAUCGGUCAAGGGUGGGAAAGUGUGCUUGAGCAACGGUCGCGCGAAAGUCCGAGUGGCGGCCUCGGGUGGAGCGAGCAAAUUGUGA
Messenger RNA from Dissoconium aciculare CBS 342.82, 954 nucleotides. RefSeq names its product Thioesterase/thiol ester dehydrase-isomerase. The transcript is spliced from 3 exons. The record is from RefSeq and is a predicted model, not a curated record. Gene Ontology annotation, cellular component: peroxisome. Bases 1 to 954 code for a protein of 317 amino acids. NCBI's taxonomy places the organism in Eukaryota, Fungi, Ascomycota, Dothideomycetes, Mycosphaerellales, Dissoconiaceae.